UCAUUUUCUUUCUUCCUUGCAUAUACAUAUACAUAUACACAUACACAAAAGAGAAGCAGCAAAAGAGGUAACUGGAAUUUCACGCACGACCGCCAUGACUGCUCAUCUUCUUCAACCAGCUUCUUCAAUCCUGAUACUCACUCUUCUUCUCUGCGCAACAAUGGCGUCCAGCGACUGCACGUGCGACCACGAGUCAACAUCAUCCGAUCAUAAAUCUUCAGCACUAGCAUACAAACUAGGUUCCAUAGCAAUAAUUCUCGUAGCCGGCGGCAUCGGAGUCAGCAUCCCGUUGUUGGGGAAGAAGAUGAUUCCGACCUUAAAUCCAGAAAACGAUAUAUUCUUCAUGGUGAAAGCAUUUGCCGCAGGUGUUAUUCUGGCAACUGCGUUUAUUCAUAUCCUCCCAGAUGCUUUUGAGAACUUGACGUCAUCUUGUUUGGGAGAUCAUCCGUGGCGGAGUUUUCCGUUCACUGGUUUUUUUGCUAUGGUUUCCGCCAUCGGAACUUUGAUGAUUGACUCUUUGGCUACUGGGUAUUACAGGAGACAACAUUUGAAGAAGCCUAAACAGGUUAGUGUUGCAGAUGUUGAUGAGGAGAGGAUGAACAUAGAUGAACAGACAGGUGCUGGUCAUGUUCAUGGUCAUGGUCAUGGUCAUCAUGAGUCUGUCUCACCAUCGCAGGAACUGGGUCUCCCGGAGGUAAUCCGACGCCGUAUUGUAUCGCAGGUACUGGAGGUAGGAAUCGUGGUGCAUUCAGUGAUAAUUGGGGUAUCUCUGGGUGCUUCAGUCAGAUCUGAUACCAUAAGGCCUCUCAUGGUAGCUUUGUCUUUCCAUCAAUUUUUUGAAGGGAUGGGACUCGGAGGCUGCAUUUCUCAGGCAAAAUUCAAGUCUCGAUCUACAGCGAUAAUGGCAAUAUUUUUCUCACUAACAACGCCUGUGGGAAUUGCAAUUGGAAUAGGAAUUUCAAGCAUUUACAACACCAACAGCGCGGCAAGUAUGGCGGUAGAAGGUGUUUUCAAUUCGGCUUCAUCUGGAAUCUUGAUUUACAUGGCUCUUGUUGAUUUACUAGCUGCAGAUUUUAUGAACCCUAGAUUACAAAAUAACUUAAGACUACAAUUAGGAGCUAAUUUUUCACUUUUACUAGGAACUGGCUGCAUGUCUGUACUGGCAAAAUGGGCUUGAAUAAUCACUUCCAAUUUUGGCUCUUUAGGUGAAUAAUCUCAUUUUAAAUACUUGCCAUCUAUUAAUUAUCACUAAUUCUCAAAAUUAGUGAAUCUUUUCUUAACAUGCAAACAACA
This is a messenger RNA of Carica papaya (papaya), 1293 nucleotides long. It is a transcript of the gene ZIP1, whose product is annotated as zinc transporter 1 precursor. The record is from RefSeq and is a predicted model, not a curated record. NCBI's taxonomy places the organism in Eukaryota, Viridiplantae, Streptophyta, Magnoliopsida, Brassicales, Caricaceae. Gene Ontology annotation, cellular component: plasma membrane. Gene Ontology annotation, biological process: zinc ion transmembrane transport. Gene Ontology annotation, molecular function: zinc ion transmembrane transporter activity.